Cololabis saira (Pacific saury) is the source of this 4710-nucleotide messenger RNA. It is a transcript of the gene mntb, whose product is annotated as MAX network transcriptional repressor b. Gene Ontology annotation, molecular function: protein dimerization activity; RNA polymerase II cis-regulatory region sequence-specific DNA binding; DNA-binding transcription factor activity, RNA polymerase II-specific. The transcript has 7 exons. The record is from RefSeq and is a predicted model, not a curated record. Gene Ontology annotation, biological process: regulation of transcription by RNA polymerase II. Bases 603 to 2093 code for a protein of 496 amino acids. NCBI's taxonomy places the organism in Eukaryota, Metazoa, Chordata, Actinopteri, Beloniformes, Belonidae.
UUGUUGUGUGUAUUCGCGUGCUCGCAUCGCCAUCUUUGUUGCGAUCCCAGCGUUCACGUAUGUGAGGCUCCACUCCUGCAGGAGCACCGACGCUGCCCAGCCGCUCCGGGGGAAACCAGAGGGACAGAGAGAGGCCUGGGCCCGUGCAGCGGCGCGUACCAGCGGGACCCCCUCCCGUCUUUCUCCCCCCCUCCCCCGGUCCGUCCCGGUCCCGGUCCCGGGUCCCCCGGUCCCCCCGCCAUGAGCAUCGACACGCUGCUGGAGGCGGCCCGGUACCUGGACUGGCAGGCCCAGCAGCAGCAGCUCCGACACGAUCAUCUGUAGUGGCACCCAAAGGGAGACGUCAUUAAGCCUCCCUGUCUGAGCACGGUGGACCCGACUGUGUACCUCAGCAUGACCCGUACUCAGUUGAAGAGCAGUGCAAAGAGCGGGAGCCGAUCACCAGGGAGGCCGAGUCGAAGCGCGUGGACUGUGUGAAGUCACCUCAGCACGUCAAGGCCAACCACGUCUCGUGGAGCGAUGGCUCCCCCGGUCCACACCCCCCUCCCGGCCCCCCGCCGCCCUCUCUCCCGCCGCCUCCGCUCCCCAUCGCCGUCAUCCCCAUGGUUCCCGUCGUCACCGCCACGCCUUCCGUUCCACCGCUCCCGGUCACGGCGCCGGUCGCCGCGGCGGCCACAUCCCUGGGCAGCGCCGCGCCCAUGAAGAAGGAGAACGCUUCGUCUCCUCCACAGAAGCAGCCGCCUCAGCCGGCCCCCCAUCACCUGCUGUGCCCCUCCCAGAUCAAAGUGGAGCCGGGCCAGCAGCUGAUCGACGUGAAGUCCGGCGUGCCGCAGCCUCAGGUUCAGAUUCAGUUCCCAGCAUCCAUCAACACUAACGGCUCCGGCUCGCACCACGCGCUGGUUCCACGCCAAGCCCCGCCCACACCCCAGCCGCGGCCCAACGGAGUGACGCUAGAGGAUUUGAGGGGCCUGGAAGGGAAGAGGAGACCGGGAGGUGCGGGAACCAGAGAGGUGCAUAAUAAACUGGAGAAGAACAGGCGAGCGCACCUCAAAGAAUGUUUCGAGACGUUGAAGAAGAACGUCCCUAAUGUCGACGAGAAGAAGACGUCCAACCUCAGCGUCCUACGCAGCGCGCUGCGCUACAUCCAGACCCUGAAGCGGAAGGAGAAGGAGUACGAGCACGACAUGGAGCGGCUGGCCCGGGAGAAGAUCUCCAUGCAGCAGCGGCUGGCCGAGCUGAAGAACGAGCUGGGCCAGAGCAUGGACGUGAUGGAGAUCGAGCGGGUGCUGCGGCAGACCAUCCAGCCGGAGGACGACCAGGCGUCCACCUCCACAGCCUCAGAAGGAGAAGACGCGUACGAGCCGGACAUGGACGAGGACGCCCCGGCCCCCCCGGUCCCUAUCAAGCCGGCCCCCCCUCUCCUGCAGGCCCAGCCGCUCCUCCCCCACCGGUCCCUCCAGCACACGGCUCUGCCUCUCUCCGGAGUCCUCGCCACGCACUCCCCGCCUCAGGCCAUCGCCCCGGUCCCCGGCCCCGGCCCGGCUCCAGGGCCCCCCCCUCUACAGGUCCAGCCCACCGUCAUCGCCCACGCCGCCGUGUCCCACCCGUCGGUCAUCCAGGCCGUCAGCCACACGCUCCCACCCAAUCACAAGCACCUGGCCCACAUAGCCCCCUCCCCCGGCCCCCCCUCCGGCCCCCAGCAGCUGGCGGCGGCCCCGGCGGGGCCCGCCGGCCCCCAGCAGCUCACCGCCCAGCAGCUCACCGCCCAGCCCAUCGGACACAUCACCGUCCACCCGGUGGCCCACCUGGCCGCCCCGCUGGCCUCCCACCUCCCUCUGUACCCGCAGGGCGUCUCGGUGGGGCACAUCACGCACGCCUUCGCCCCCCCGGCCCUGCCGCACGUCCAGGCCAGCCCUCAGGCCAGCUCCAACGGAGCGCAGGUGAACGGCGGCGCCGCCGUGGGCCAGGCCGGCCCGUCGCUAGGGAAACCCACCGCCGUGCUCGGCCCGCACCCCCAACUGGUUGGGCAGGCUGCGGUGCUCAACCCCGUCACCAUGGUUACCGUGCCAACCUUCCCGCUCAAACUGACCUGAACAAACCGACUGAGCGAGCGAGCGAUGGGACGGACGAACUGAAAGACUCUGAACUCCCGGUCAGUGAUCGAUACCAGAGAAUCUCUGACGAGCAAAAGCAGCCGUUGUUUUUGGGACGUUUUGUGAUAAAUAUCACAUGUGAUAUUUGCGUCGCAGCUGAAGCUGUGAACCGGAGCAUCCACGGCCAUUCAGUGGGGGAGGCCAGUGUUCGCGGAAAAGAGACUUUGACAUUUGCCUCCGCUGCCACCACAGGAACUCUGAUUGACCUCUUUCCUUCCUUCGUUCUCUCCUCCGCAACCAGAAGCACUAACACGAUAAGCUUAGUUCACACUCAGGCAUCAAGGGUUUACCGUCAGAAGUCCCUCAUUUAGAGAGAAGCACGGGGGUCCGGUGGGUCCGUGGCCGCGGCGGUGCGGCCUCCGCUCCUUUACACUAAUGCGUUCACAAGGUGGAGGCGGCGCGUCUCUGAUGUGUUGAAGAGCAGCAGGAAGCAGCUCGCUGGCUUUUCUGGCACCAAUGAAUUACUCGUACGUGUCCAAAGUAGAUCACAGUUCACGGAGCGAUUCAUGUUUUCCCCUUAAAUGUCAUCUUUGCUUUGGCUCUUAUCCCGUUCCAACAAUCCCCAGGUGAUGUUACUGUCGCAUCUUGCAUGGUAAAGCAAUAAAACCCGAUCCAGACUGAAGUACAGAAAAGACCAGAAGAACCGAAACGUGUUUUGUGGGUCAUUUCUGUUCCGCCCUUUACAUCUGAUCUGUUUCUUUAAUCCACUUUGAAACGGCAAACGUCCUCCGAAGGAGAUUAUGAGGGAGCAGUUGUCUGCUCAUCAAAGUGUAACGUCGGUGCUCUGGACGAGCCCGAGACCAAACUACGGGAAGAGCAGGACGGGAGGUCGUUUUAGUUUCAAACACACACAACAUGAUUAGUAACAGUUACACGCGUCUUCUUCGGCUUUUUGAUGAAUAGUUGGAAUUUUUCUCUGCAUUUCUUAAUUCUUUUUUUAAACCUUAAGACCCCCAACAAUAGUUUCUCUGUGAGAAAUGGAUGUAAUAGUGAAUCAAAGCCGGUCCCGCUGCCGCCUGUAGACGCCUCUCCAGACGUUCAGCCGUCACGCUGGACGAGGAUCGACGCAGAAUGUUCCGUCUCUCCCCUCAACUGCUCUUCAACACUCAGUGACAGGUUUCCUCUGGCCCUUGCUGCCCCCCCCCCCCUCUCCAUGUUCUGUCUAAUGCAAUAGCGCCCCCUGCUGCUUCACCUCAGGCUUCGUACUGAAGUAACUCACGCACCACUUGGGGCACAACACACACAGACGCGUCCCGACCUCGGCGCGUCGUGGAUAAAACAUGCGCCGGUCAUGUUGCUCGGCAACCGAAAGCCCCUGAACGGCUUUCACGUGGACUUCCAUUCAUGGUUUCUACUUUCCUGCUCGAACUAGAUUAGACGCGGUCUGUUUUUUCCUGAUGACAUUUACUACACGUCAGCGGAAAACCCCCUUUUUGGAAGUGAUUUCCAAGACAAAAAAACAGCCUAAAUUUGCUGCUCUAGUUUGAAAAAUGAGUUACUGAAAAUAUUUUUUACAAGUCAAAACAGGGAAUGUGUUGUGUUAUCCACUGGUGUGCGUGUGAAUGUGUGUCUGUGUCUAUGUGCACAUCCGGCGAGCCUUCCUGCCAGCCUCCAGAUGUCGCUCCCUCAUCAGAGUAUGCAGUCAGUGUGGAUCUGCUCCUUUGCCUCCACUGCUGUCCCGACACGUCACGUCUGUGCACGGGACUCUGUUUUUCUAUAUCCUGUACCAUAAUUAAUUCUAUUGUACGCGUAGCAUGGCUGUGUUUUGAUUCUCCAGUUGGCCCUGUGCAUGAUGGAGUGUGUGCGAGCGUGUGUAGCUACUAGCAGGUUAUUUUUUUACAAAGGUGAUUUAUGGUAUGAGCCUGUUUGGAUGCUAUCGUGUGUGCCUACACUCGGUUUCCCUGAACACUGUGACAACUCCGGCAAACACGUACAUGUUGAGUGAAUGGAAAAGACACAUUUACUGUCUUUAAUUAUAUUAUUGUUGUUUCUGUUUUUUUUUUUUUUUUUAAGUUUUUCAUUUUGAAAGUUGAACUAAGACAUGGAGUUUAAAAAAAGUAAAAAAAAAAAAAAAAAUAGCCUGUUGCUCUUCUCUUGAUAACAUAAUGAUGUCUGAUAUUAAAUUAGCGUUUUGUAAUAUUUGUAUGUAUGAAAGUUUUGUAAAUUUUGUGAUUGUGCGCAUGUUUCAGCAUAUGAGUGUAUGCAUCUUAAAUGCUUUUUUUUUGUUUGUUUUGUUAUGCAUGUAGGCUGCCAUUUUGUUGUUUUUCUUUGAGCAGAUUUGUUUUGAUGUUUAUUUUCGGGACCAUGUACAAUACUGUAUAACGUGGGCAGAAUCUUGGACCUCAUGCUGCGUUGAUAUUAUAUAUGAAUAUAAAACAAGUUUUCCCUAUGGAGAAAGUUUUAAGUUAUAUAUUGCCUGUAAACUUUGGGCUGCCUUUUAGAUCUAACUGUCCACUGUUUAAGAUAACAAUGAUAAUAAUGGAUAAAACAUAUUAAUGAUGAAGAAUUAUGCCAAUGGAAUAAUAAAGAUUCUUAAUAAAUCUUAUUACAUUUACAA